Wallemia mellicola CBS 633.66 is the source of this 720-nucleotide messenger RNA. RefSeq lists its product as hypothetical. Lineage: Eukaryota; Fungi; Basidiomycota; Wallemiomycetes; Wallemiales; Wallemiaceae. The transcript is spliced from 2 exons. The coding region runs from base 185 to 574 and encodes 129 amino acids. The record is from RefSeq and is a predicted model, not a curated record.
GCGGCUUUUAGAAAUAUUAGUAAUUCUCAAGACAUCGUGCCUUUGCGUUCCUAUCAGUUCCUCCCAUUAGUGCCUCGGAUCGACCACUCUCGCCAUGCUUCUAAGAGUAUAAAUUCAGAACCUGAAUUUAAUACUUGUCUUGCAUCUAAACCUCGGACAGGCUCCUACAUCUACUUUCUUUAAAAUGUUCUCAAAGACCGUUAUCGUUGCUGCUAUUGCCUCACUCGUCGCUGCUGCCCCAACUCCAGCAGGUGCACCAGCCGCUAAGCGUUCAAGCGACACUUAUGGUAACAUGGCUACCUACUACGACGCUGAAACAGGCAACGCUGGCGCUUGUGGUAACUACCUCUCCAACAACGAUAGAUUCCUUGCUGUCAGCAUGAACUCCGAUAUUCCAUGCGGGAAAUGGAUGGGUUUCAACGUUAACGGCAAGACCAGCUACGGUUACGUUGCCGACAAGUGCGCUUCAUGUGCAGACAACCACUACGACAUGUCAAUGACGCUCUUCAAUGAAUUCGCUGACUACAGUCAAGGUGUCGUCAAUGAUAUCUGGGCAUGGGAGUUGGACUUCUAAAAAGCUCCCAGAUCAAGAAUAACUACUGGAUAGAUUUAAAGGCUCUCUGGUAUAGCCAUCUAUAGAAGUAUUAUUAUUAAAGCACGUGCUGUGCACUCUUGUACACUCUUUGAACGCUCAUUUGUAUAGAAACGAGGUAUAUUGCG